GUUGGACCUCCUUCCCUUCUACUCUCGCCUGGUGGCCACUCUCCAUCCCUGCAUGUCGGACGUGGGGGAGGAUCUGUGCUCCAUGCUGAAGGGAGACUUCAGGUUCCACAUGCGUAAGAAGGACCAGAUCAACAUCGAGACCAAAAAUAAAACGGUCAGAUUUAUCGGAGAACUGGCCAAGUUCAAGAUGUUCCCAAAGACUGACACGCUUCACUGUCUCAAGAUGCUGCUCUCAGAUUUCACCCAUCACCACAUAGAGAUGGCGUGCACGCUGCUGGAGACGAGCGGACGCUUCCUCUUCAGAUCCCCCGAGUCCCACCUGCGCACCAGCGUCUUACUGGAGCAAAUGAUGCGUAAGAAGCAGGCUCAGCACCUGGACGCCCGCUACGUGACGAUGGUGGAGAACGCCUACUACUACUGCAACCCUCCGCCCAUGGAGAAGACUGUGAAGAAGAAGCGGCCGCCGCUGCAGGAGUACAUCCGGAAGCUUCUCUACAAGGACCUGUCCAAGGUGACCACGGAGAAGGUGCUGCGGCAGAUGAGGAAGCUUCCCUGGCAGGACCCCGAGGUGAAGAGCUACCUGAUCUGCUGCAUGGUGAACAUCUGGAACGUGAAGUACAACAGCAUCCACUGCGUCGCCAACCUGCUGGCGGGCCUGGUGGCGUACCAGGAGGACGUCGGGAUCCACGUGGUGGACGGGGUGCUGGAGGACAUCCGGCUGGGCAUGGAGGUGAACCAGCCGAAGUUCAAUCAGCGGCGCAUCAGCAGCGCUAAGUUCCUCGGCGAACUUUACAACUACCGCAUGGUGGAGUCGGCGGUUAUUUUCCGGACCCUCUUCUCCUUCAUCUCUUUCGGGAUAAAUCAGGACGGCAGCCCCAGCGCUUUGGAUCCUCCGGAGCAUCUGUUCCGGAUCCGGCUGGUUUGCACUCUGCUCGAUACCUGCGGACAGUACUUUGAUCGAGGGUCAAGCAAGAGGAAACUCGACUGCUUCCUCAUCUACUUCCAGCGCUACAUCUGGUGGAAGAAGAGCACCGAGGUUUGGACCAACGAUCACCCGUUCCCCAUCGAUAUCGACUACAUGAUUAGUGACACCCUGGAGCUGCUGAGGCCCAAAAUGAGGCUCAGCAGCUCCUUGGAGGAGGCCACCAAACACGUGUCCGACCUGGAGAGGGAGGUACUCUUUAAACUGGGUCUGGCGAUGGAGAAGGACGGGCGCUUGAGUGCGAUGAGCGAAGGCGAAGUUCUGGACGAGGAAGACGAUGAAGGGGAUGAUGAUGAAGACGUGGAGACGGAGGAGCAGUCGGGCAACGAGAGCGAGAUGAACGAACAGGAGGAGGAUGACGGGUCUGAGAACGAGUUAGAAGAGAGGGAGGAGGAGGAAGAGGAGAACACCGACUACCUGACCGACUCCAACAAGGAGAACGAGACGGACGAGGAGAACAACGAGGUGACGAUUCGUGGCGGAGGAUUAAAACACGUCGCCUGCGCUGAAGACGAGGACUUCAUCCAGGCUCUGGAUAAGAUGAUGCUGGAGAACCUGCAGCAGCGCAGCGGGGAGACGGUGAAGGUUCACCAGCUGGACGUAGCGAUCCCUCUGCAGCUGAAGAGCCAGCUGAAGAAGAGCGGCUCCAGAGAACCCGUCAUCGGGGGGGAAGAGAACGAGAUCUCCGACACCAUGCAGUUCGUCAUGCUGACACGCAAAGGCAACAAGCAGCAGUAUAAGAUCCUGAACGUGCCGCUGUCCUCCCACCUGGCGGCGAAUCACUUCAACCAGCAGCAGGCGGAGCAGGAGGAGAGGAUGAGGAUGAAGAAGCUGACGCUGGAUAUCAACGAGAGGCAGGAGCAGGAGGACUACCAGGAGAUGAUGGCGUCCCUGGCUCAGCGCCCCGCUCCGGCGAACACCAACAGGGAGCGCCGGCCUCGAUACCAACACCCGAAAGGCGCUCCCAACGCCGACCUCAUCUUCAAGACCGGAGGAAGGAGACGCUGAUGGGAGUCUGGGUUCGGGCUGAACGAGCGAGAGCGACUGAGCGAACGAACAAUCGAGCGAACAGAAAGAAGAUCGGAGGAGGAAAACCGGUCGGAACAGGAAACGCCCCUUCCCCCUGAAGACGGGACUUCUUUACCCGAAGAGGAGACACUAAAAACCGCGGAGCAAGGGGGGGGGGGGUCAGAGGUCAGAAGGUCAGAAGGUCGGACACACGGCUCUCUUUUCUUAUUGUCUGUUGACUAAGAUUACAAAAAACAAGUUGGGCGAGUGGAAGAAGUGACGGAUCGUUUUCCCGCCCUCACACCUAGGGGAGGAAACAAGACUCAUGAUGAGGAGGUGAACAAACCUGCGAGUGGGUUUAAAAUAAUCUUUCUUUUGUCGUUGUUUUUGGACUUUUGAAAAGUCUCGAUGUCGAGAAGGCGGGGAAGAGUUGGCGAGACAGCAAAAUGGCCGGGUUUUAACACCAAGUUGGUAAACGGUCGUAAAGAGAGGUUGUUUUGUGCACAACAUGUGUGUUUGAAAAGCAGCUGAGGGUCUGAGGCUGUUGUUCUCACGUGUUGAUUCAGAGUGUUGGGAGGUCACUUUCUUUCUACUGAUUAACGUCACUCCACUUUAGGACUGUACCGAAGAGCUCUAAAGUGUUGAGCAGCGCUAGUUUUUCAUUAUGCCUCAACAAAGACCACAGGAAGAACGUCUGAUCUUGGCAUUACAGCGUCCCCAAUUUAGGCCCAAAAGUACUUUUCCGGUAGACUAACAAUGGGAAAUAGAAGGCUGUAAAUGAGCAGAUAUAUAUAUAAUUUAUCUAUAGUAAGACUACUUCAAUUCUCCUUGUUUAAAUCCUAGUCGUAGUAGCUGUGAAAUACACUUUUAGCCAAAUUGGUGAAAGGCAGCGCUAACGUGCUAACGCUAUGGGACCAUACAGGUGAAGGAUUCGGGUCAUUUUGUAUUCAUGAAUUCAACUUUUUGGCGCCAUUGAUCCUGUUUUAUAGAAAAGCACUUUGCCCUUCCUCCAACGCUGUUUAUCUGAAAAAAAAUUCAAGAAAAUCACAAAGUACAAAAGCAGUAAACCGAAUAAGUCUGGUUUCAUUUCAAAGACAAAAAAAAUCCAGUACCGAGACGUGGAUUUUUGUUUAAUUGGACAAAGCUAGGCGAGCAGUUUCCAUCUGUUUCCAGUCUUUGUGCUAAGCUAAGCUAAGCUAACGAGCGAGGCUUCAUAUUUAACAUACAGACUUUAAAGAGGGGUCAAUCUUCUCCUGGGAACAAAGAAAACCAGUCUGAAUUCAUCUCAUCUUUCCUCCAACUUCUCUCCUGAUAUACGUUGUAUUUCCCGCAGAAUGGAGAGCACCUCAGAGAUUUGAUUUGUGAAGUGUAUCGUGGUUAAAACCGUCUUGUUGUUGUUGUUGUUGUGGACAAACGGAUAACCAUGUGCCUGAGGGACUAUAUGAGUUCAGAUAUUUGUUGAGAUAGAUGUAUACAUAUACUCAUCAUGCAUGUAUCUUUUCUGCAGCAGCUUUACUUUGUGUCUGGAGGCAAAGCUACUUCCUGCAGAGAAACACCAGCACGUCUCUGUGUCUCGGCUUCACUGACAGAUCUUCACAAUAAAUGUUUGCAGAUGA
Molecule: messenger RNA, 3606 nt
Organism: Trematomus bernacchii (emerald rockcod)
Lineage: Eukaryota; Metazoa; Chordata; Actinopteri; Perciformes; Nototheniidae
Product: regulator of nonsense transcripts 2-like
Biological process (GO): nuclear-transcribed mRNA catabolic process, nonsense-mediated decay
Cellular component (GO): exon-exon junction complex; cytoplasm
Molecular function (GO): protein binding; RNA binding
Source: RefSeq, a predicted model, not a curated record